This is a messenger RNA of Hibiscus syriacus, 732 nucleotides long. RefSeq lists its product as uncharacterized. The record is from RefSeq and is a predicted model, not a curated record. Bases 1 to 732 code for a protein of 243 amino acids. NCBI's taxonomy places the organism in Eukaryota, Viridiplantae, Streptophyta, Magnoliopsida, Malvales, Malvaceae. The transcript is spliced from 4 exons.
AUGGAGAAUUUGGAGAAGCAGACGAGGGGGAGAUUUUCCGGUGCCGGACGUGGCAAAACAGAAGAGUCGAUCAGAAACCAAAGGAUCCCACCUCAAAAAACUCAAUCAUUCAAACGAGAUAGAAAGAUGUACAGGUGGAAGCAACGACGACCGGCCUUGAUUUUGGCUUUUGCAGAGAAGAGAACCCAGAACUGGUUUCGAAGACCAUUUUCGGGCAAGACGAUGAGUUCGAAUGAUGAUUCGGACCAUAAACCAGAGCAAGUAGUUGCAGUUGCAGCUGCAGCUGCUACAUAUGUGAUUACCUCAAUUGCAAAACCAAGCACCCAAGAUCAGAAAAAGAGCAGUUCAAGUCUUGAUCCCUCGUUGAUCAAGGAUAAGAGCAGAAAGGAAGAUAAGUCAUCUUCAAUAUCGGAAGCUGGCGCUAUAUCCGAACAACUCUCAGAAGGGUCGAGAAAAGGUUCAGCAGGUGCAAAGCGCAAGGUGCCAGCAACUGAUGGCAAUGAUGAGAAGGAACUUAAACGUGCUCCGUUUAGAAAAUCUCUUACCCUAGCCGAUCAUUUGGGCAUGACUAGCAUUAUAGAACCGAGAAGCUCCUCUAAGCCUGACAUGCUUUCCGGCCAAACAGAAAGCACAGCACCAAAAACCCAUCAUCCUGCCAUUAAACCACAGAUAGAGCAGACGAAAGCGGAGGCUUGUGGGAAGGACGAGAUGGCCAAGAUCAAAGAACGGUAA